CCGCAAUUAAAUAAUAGAUUAAUUCUCCUAAUUUUAUAGAUCGUUAUUGUAAACCACAGCAAUGUUAAAUAGCGGUACCUAUAAGAUUCGUUUCUAUCGUAAUAAUCAUUAUGUGUUAGGUAUGUCUUUAAUUACCAACCAUAGCCUAUAUAUAAACAAAUAUCUCAUAUAACCACUACUGUGGUUAUAGCAACAUUUCAAGAUGCACGUUAAAGUUCUGAUUCUUUUUACUUGCGUACUGAUCACGAUCAUGUGUCACGCAACACCGCCGACUGAAAACAAUCAAAACUAUAUCUCUGGCCUUUUGCUUCCCGCCAAUGCAGUAAAAAAUGUAAAUGAACAAAGACCACUCGAAACAAUGCAAAUAGAAAACAAUGAUGUACCCGCUCCCCAGGAUGUUCUUAAGAGCAAUGAGCAACCUCAGACUUUACUUACAAAUUCAAAUUCAAAUCAUCUUCCUAUGAAUUACAAUCAAUAUCAACAACCUGUAUACAACAAUCUUCAACAAGAUCUAGGAAAUCAACAAGCAAGAUUGUCCCAACAAUUGCCACUUACUAAUCAACAAAUAUUUAUACCAAAUCAACAAAUGCCUGCCAAUUAUCAGCAAGCAAUUUUGAAGAACCAACCGUUAUUAGUUAACCAACAACAACCAUCUAACAAACAAGCAAAUGUACCAAGUCAAAUACAAAUGUUAGUUCCUCAAAAUCAGCAGAAUCAACAACAGAUGUUAAUAAGUCAGAUACCUCAAUCAAAUCAAGCAAUGUUAAUUCAACGACCUAUCAGCCAGGACGCACAGCAGACUUUUGCCAUAUUAAUUCCUCAGCCGGUUAACCAACAAGUUCAACCUAAUCAAGCUAUAUUAGUUCAAAAUCCUAAUAAUGUGCAACCACAACAAAAUCAAGCUAUUAUAGUUCAACGCCCAGAAAACCAGCAAGCAUUAUUAGUUCCACAGCAACAAAAUCAACAUCUAUCUAAUCAAAAUGUCACGUAA
Messenger RNA from Galleria mellonella (greater wax moth), 991 nucleotides. RefSeq names its product transcription factor SPT20 homolog. The record is from RefSeq and is a predicted model, not a curated record. The transcript is spliced from 3 exons. NCBI's taxonomy places the organism in Eukaryota, Metazoa, Arthropoda, Insecta, Lepidoptera, Pyralidae. The coding region runs from base 203 to 991 and encodes 262 amino acids.